AGCCCUCUUUUCUUUUUCCAAAGGUAUCCAAGCUACACAGAACUGGAAAUAUAACAAGUGUCUCAGAAUUCUUCCUCAUUGGCCUCUCAGAUGAUGCAGAACUGCAGCCUGUGCUCUUCACCCUGUUCCUGUCCAUGUACCUGGUCACCAUGUUGGGGAACCUGCUCAUCAUCCUGGCUGUCACCUCUGACCCCCAUCUCCACACCCCCAUGUACUUCUUCCUCUCCAACCUGUCCUUAGUUGACUUUGGUUUCAUCUCCACCACUGUCCCCAAGAUGAUUGUGGACAUCCAAACUCACAGCAGAGUCAUCUCCUAUGCUGGCUGCCUGACACAGAUGUCUGUUUUUAUUCUUUUUGGGGGCAUGGAUUGUACACUUCUGACUGCAAUGGCCUAUGAUCGGUUUGUAGCCAUCUGUCACCCACUGCACUACCAGGUCAUCAAGAACUCACACUUCUGUUGCUUCCUAGUUUUUGUGUCAUUUUUUGUUAGUCUUUUGGAGUCCCAGCUGCACAAUUUGAUUGUGUUACAACUUACCUGCUUCAGGGAUGUGGAAAUUUCUAAUUUCUUCUGUGACCCUUCUCAGCUCCUCAAGCUUGCCUGUUCUGACACCUUCACCAAUAACACAGUCAAGUAUUUUGUUGGUGCUAUCUUUGGUUUUCUCCCUUUCUCGGGGAUCAUUUUCUCAUACUAUAAAAUUAUUUCCUCCAUUCUCAGAGUCCCCUCAUCAGGUGGGAGGUAUAAAGCCUUCUCUACCUGUAGCUCUCACCUAGCAGUUGUUUGCUUAUUUUAUGGAACAAGGCUUGGUGUGUACCUCAGCUCAGCUGUCUCACAAUCUCCCAGGAAGGAUGCAGUGGCCUCAGUGGUGUACACUGUGGUCACCCCCAUGCUGAACCCCUUCAUCUACAGUCUGAGGAACAGAGACAUCAAAAGAGCCAUGUGGAGGUUCCUCAGCAAAAUGUUCUAG
Hippopotamus amphibius kiboko is the source of this 965-nucleotide messenger RNA. RefSeq names its product olfactory receptor 18-like. The transcript has a single exon. Lineage: Eukaryota; Metazoa; Chordata; Mammalia; Artiodactyla; Hippopotamidae. Gene Ontology annotation, molecular function: olfactory receptor activity; G protein-coupled receptor activity. The record is from RefSeq and is a predicted model, not a curated record. Gene Ontology annotation, biological process: G protein-coupled receptor signaling pathway. Gene Ontology annotation, cellular component: membrane. The coding region runs from base 135 to 965 and encodes 276 amino acids.